Molecule: messenger RNA, 1263 nt
Organism: Drosophila arizonae
Lineage: Eukaryota; Metazoa; Arthropoda; Insecta; Diptera; Drosophilidae
Gene: Tango11
Product: transport and golgi organization 11
Source: RefSeq, a predicted model, not a curated record
GCACGCACAUAUUUCUACAACAAAAGGCACGACGCAGCGAGCGAUAAAGACAAAAAAAGAAUAUAAUAAAAAAAAACUUAGAAUUUACACGGCAUAUACGAAUUUAUACGGAAGCAUUUCUGUCAGUUCGAAAAAUCAAACAUGUUGUGCAAUCUGAACUUAAAUUACCAGUGAUUUAUAACUGUUAUGAAAACGUCUCCUCUCCCAAACGCCCAACGCCUAACAAAAUCCCUGGCCGUGCCCCAAUAGCAGUGUCCCGCAGCAGUCGCAGCCGCUCCCCAUCCCAGUCGGACGAGGGCAAGUAAAUACGAGAGAGGAGCCAAAGUCCAGAGACGAAAUGGUCACACCACAAUCGCCCGUUCCCAUGUUCAACGGGCUGGACGAUGAUCUGUUUAAUGAUGCGAAAUAUGCGCACGAGAUCAACGACAAGAUGCGCGUGCCGAAACGGAUAAAGGCCACCGGCGAGUACUCCGACGAGGAUCUGUUGCUGUCGAAUCAGAAUGGAAUGAUUAGUUCGUGGAAUUAUCAUGACAAGAUCGAUAUGAAUGUGCCAGACAGGAUUGUGGUGCUGGGCCACAAUCAGCAUCUGGAGACGCGUUCGGCACCGCGUGAAAUCCAAUUGGAGAACUCCAUACUGCCCAAGAAUCCGUCGGUGGGCUUUCUGCGUGUACAGACGCCGCCGCGCGUCAUCACACUCACGGAUCAUCCUUUCCCAUCGGCCUCGGAGCAAAACUCACCGCACCAACGACCCAACGGCAAUUUCUAUGGCAACGAUCUGGACGGCGAUGUGGAUGACGACGAGGAGGGACAACGUGCCACACAAUAUGUGCGCUCCAAUGGCAACGUGCGCAUGGGAUUUCAGAACAGCAACGACGCCAAUUCCGUGGAAUCCGACUCGCAGCUCACAACGGGCAGCGGCAGCAAACGUUCGCAGCUGAUGCAACAGCAACUGCAGCAGCAGCAAAGCAAUUUGGAUGCCUCCAUGCUGUCCCAGCGCGAGGGCACGCCCAUGGGUGAACUGUCGCCGCACGAGGAGAUCCUCUAUCUGCGCCGCCAGCUGGCCAAGCUGAAUCGGCGCGUGCUCAACAUUGAGAUCAACAACGAGCAGCGGAUGCAGCGCGAGAAGAUUGUCUACUGUCUGGGCCUGGCCUACUUUGUGCUGAAGACCAUCUUCUGGCUGAACCGCAACUAGAGGGUCGGGCCGGAUCGGGUCAGUUCAGGAUGCCACAGCCUGAUGGUGCUUAUCUCCGUUUGUUUGUUUGU